CUCAAGAACAAGGAACAGUGAGCAGUCAGAGGAGAGGCGGCCAGAGGACUAAGAAGCUUCUCUGGACUAAGAAGCUUCUCUGGACUAAGAAACUCCAGAGAGGAGGAAAAGAAGGAGCCUUGGUGCCUGUCUUCUGCUGAGCCAAGAUGGGGGAUUGGAGUUUCCUGGGAGAGUUCCUGGAAGAUGUACACAAGCAUUCCACAGUGAUUGGCAAAGUCUGGCUGACUGUACUCUUCAUCUUCCGAAUGCUGGUAUUGGGUGCGGCUGCAGAGUCUUCCUGGGGGGAUGAGCAGGCUGACUUCCAGUGUGACACGAUUCAGCCGGGUUGUGAGAAUGUCUGCUAUGACCAAGCUUUCCCCAUUUCCCACAUUCGCUAUUGGGUGCUGCAGAUCAUCUUCGUCUCCACACCGUCGCUGGUGUACAUGGGCCAUGCCAUGCACCAUGUAAGGAUGGAGGAGAAACGGAGGCUACGGGAGGCUAAGACGGCCAAAGAAGUACAGAGCCCUGGCUCUUAUGGGUACCCAGUGGCAGAGAAGACAGAGCUCUCCUGCUGGGAGGAAGUGAAUGGCAAGAUUAUCCUGCAGGGCACUCUGCUCAACACAUAUGUCUGCAGCAUCCUAAUCCGUACCACAAUGGAGGUAGCCUUCAUUGUGGGCCAGUACCUCCUCUACGGGAUCUUCCUGGACACCUUGCAUGUCUGUCACAGGAGUCCAUGCCCCCACCCUGUCAACUGUUAUGUAUCCCGGCCCACUGAGAAGAAUGUCUUCAUUGUCUUUAUGUUGGCUGUAGCUGUACUGUCACUCUUCCUCAGUUUGGCUGAACUCUACCACCUGGGCUGGAAGAAGAUCAGACAGCAAUUUGCCAAGUCACGGCAGGGCAUGGCUGAGUGCCAGCUUCCUGGUCCUCCUACUGGCAUUGUUCAGAGCUGUACACCUCCCCCUCACUUCAGUCAAUGCCUGGAGAAUGGUCCUGGGGAGAAAUUCUUUAAUCCUUUCAAUAACAAGAUGGCCUCCCAGCAAAACACAGACAACCUGGCCACCGAGCAGGUGCAAGGCCAGAAGAUUCCUGGGGAAGAUUUCAUUCACAUCCAGUAUUCCCAGAAGCCUGAGGUACCCAGUGAAGUCUCCCCAGGUCACCACCUCCCCAAAGGCUACCAGAGAGACAAACGCCGACUCAGCAAGGCCAGCAGUAAGACCAGCAGCAAGGCCAGGUCAGAUGACCUAUCAGUGUGAUCCUUCAGUGUGAGGGAACCAGGACCAGUUGGGAACAAAGAAAGCUCAGAAAGGGAAGCUGUGUCCCUUCUGACCCCACCUCUUCCAUUCUCAUCACUGUUCUGCUCCUUUUGACAUUGUUCAUUUAUUACACAAGGUAUAAGUAGGGCUCUGUGAGUCAAAGACAUGACUACCCACCCAGGGUUCUGUCUUUUCCCCAUCCUCUACCCGGAAUACUUAGUGAGGACUUUCAGAUUACUCAUUGAGCAGGGUGGAGUAAGGGAUGGGAACCACGGAAAUACCUGGCCUUCGAAGGAUAAGAGAAUUCUCCAUAUACCAUAUAACAUAUGGGUUCUCUGAGUCCCUAUGGCUUUCUUGACCUGAUUACCCUUUUUGCUAUAUGGAAGACCCCAAGGUUCCUAGGUAAUAAAGAGCAUUAAUUAAAGAACUUGCAUGAGAUGUGCUCUUGAAUCUGUUGUCUCCAUAGGCCAAACAUUGAAAGGGUGGUGAGAUUGACUUGGGCUGCCCUUGGCUGCCUCUCCCUCUACCCAGUCUUACUUAAAAAGAGGUCCUUGGAACUUGACCAACAGCCUCAACUUUACAAGUGCCUUGGCAUGUAUGUCUGGCAAAUGUUUCACCUUGGUGAUGCUGCAACAUUUCCUUCUGCCAUGUCCAGAGAGGUACAAGCUCCCCUAGGGAGCCACUGUACACAGACUCCACUGAAAUUCCUGCCACAACCUGUCAACCUAUAGCUUUUUAUAGUUCAACCUGAUGAUAGAAACCAUCCCUUCCCUUCCUCCCUUGAUUGUUUACCCAGUACUCCCCCAAAGACCUUAUUGACCAGGAUACCCAAGAAGCUGCCGUCUUCUCAGAUCCUGACCAGAUCACCAGACAGAGAUGCCAGUGGAAUUUCCCCAGUUCUUAUUAAAACAAAGAGGACAUUGUGUUUCUCAGAAUCCCCUUGGGAAAAAAUAAUUGGGCUGUGAAGAUAAGAAUUAAAGGAAGAGAAAAUGCUGGAAAAUGAUUUUUACCUCUUAUUUAUUUCCCUUGCUGACUACCAACUUAGAAAACCAAGAGGUAUAAUAACAGCUAUAGAGGCCCCCAGAUCUCUCUCUCCCUGGAAGAUUUAGUGGAGGCACAGAAGUAUUGGCAGCAUUCUCUGUCUUAGCAGCAUUCUUAUUUAAGAGCACAGAGAUUCCUGUGUCUCCCUGGUGCUCCUAAUGAAACUGCCAGGUGGAGACUUCAGAAAAGCCCUGCUUUUCCCAGGGACUGACCUUGUUCCUCUAGUCAAUUCAUCUAAAAUGGGUUGCAAUUUUGGGUGAAAGUAAAGGAUGCUCAGAAUUGAAUACUGAUAUAUAUAGGAAAAUAAUUACUUUUUAAAAUGUGUGUAUAUGCCCACUGAUAGGGUGGGUGAAGGGGAAAGGAGGUCUGAAAUAAGGAAAGGACACCUUAGAGAAACUUGUAUCUUUCUGCCCCCCCAAAUGCCUUGCAGAGGGACUGAGCCUCACUGUUUUGUGUCAUCAACUUAAAUGAAUAGGCAUAAGAGGUUGGGACAGAGGAAGGUGAAGGCUCAGAAGGAGGCUGAGCCUCUAGCCCAACAGCCCAUCUCCUGGUCCUUCUGCUAAUAUUUGGAUGGUACCGAUGGGAAGAGAGAAGGCUGAGUGUAGAGAGGUGGAAGGAACUGACUGGGAUGCCAUCUAGGGAAGAGUGAUGGGUCACCCCAGAUUCCUAGAGGGGACACCCUUUUAUCUAUUGUCUGUUACCGGCAUUAAGACUCUCCAAAACAAAACAAAAAAGACUGUCUUCCAUCUCUGAAAUCUGUUUCAUAAAAUGAGUGUUCUUGAAUGAGAAAUGCUAUGAGAUCAGUUUUUGAUGAUGAGGCUUUGAGGAAUAAAAAAAAGAAUUAUGUAUAUAUUUUUUCUUAAUAAAGUCUGUCCCUACCUUUAUCUCUCCUUGUGUGUCUUCCAUAUUGUGACUACAAGAGAAGAAUGGAAGACUUGGUUGGGGAGGGAAGCACAUGGACCUUCUCAUCA
Messenger RNA from Artibeus jamaicensis (Jamaican fruit-eating bat), 3244 nucleotides. It is a transcript of the gene GJA5, whose product is annotated as gap junction protein alpha 5. Gene Ontology annotation, cellular component: connexin complex. The record is from RefSeq and is a predicted model, not a curated record. Bases 147 to 1232 code for a protein of 361 amino acids. The transcript has 2 exons. Gene Ontology annotation, biological process: cell communication. NCBI's taxonomy places the organism in Eukaryota, Metazoa, Chordata, Mammalia, Chiroptera, Phyllostomidae.